AUGGAUACGAAAGAUGGACAGGACCAACUGUCGUCGACGCCGGAUGGAGGCACAGAUGCCAUGAUUGACGAGAUCUCGAGCAAAGUGCCCGGUGCUUCUCGACAAAUUAUCCUCGAGCUGCUUGUUUCAUGUGGUGCUGAUGUCAAACAGGUGCUACAACUUUUGGGGGUUGAAGAUUCGACGAGUGAAACCAACUCGCCACAGAAUGCUACCCCAGCAGCUGUUACUGCGACUGAACCUCACGCUUCCUCACCUGAACUGAAAACUGACUUGGAAACUGAAAGCUGUGAAAGCAACAGCAUAAAUAGUGGCUCGGAUUUUGUAGAUUAUAGCAUUGGUGCUGAUACUGUGGAUAUCGUUUCUGAAGGAGAUGCUAAGAGUGAUAGUCUAAUUCGGUAUCUUGGUGCUUCGAGCGUGGGCAUGUCAUCAACGGGGUAUCAGAGUACUCUUAAAAGGUUCUUCUCACCAGAUGAGACAGAGCGAGAACGCAAAAGACAGGCUAAAGCCCAGCAGGUGGCUUUGGCGGGUAAUGACUGGGAAGAAUCGGACGUGGAGUCGGAGUUUGAGUCGAAUGGAUCUGCCACCGAGCCAGAUGGCCUGAAACGGUCAGAAUCAAGUGAACCUAUAUCCACAGUCCGUGGGUUGCCGGUUGCGGAGGUCAAAUUUGUGCCACCAGCUUCUGGAGUGCUGCAUCUCUACGAUCCAGAAAUGGUAGAGAAACUGCUACCUUGUACAUUUCAUCUCAACGUUCUGCCCAAGAAACUUGCUAACGACUUACUAGCAUAUUUGGUGGAAGAAAGCAAGAAUUGGGGUCGGGGGAAAUUCUAUUUAUUUGACAGGCUCGUGGAAUCGCCACAUUCAUCGUCGAUGUACUCGUGCAAUAAGAGUCUGCUGGAGAAGAAAAAUUCGACAUAUCAAGGCAGAGUUGUCAAAAGUAUAAAACCAUUCAACAAUCUUUUGACUGAAGUAGGUGAGAGAGUUAUUUCAAUUGUCAACGAACAAAUCGAACGAAGGGGUCAUACUGCAUUACAAUACAAAGGCAAAUGGACGAGCGAUGUCGUAGUCACCAACUGCUACGAUGGCGGUAAUGAGUCGGUAGGAUAUCAUUCUGAUCAAUUGACUCAUCUGGGACCAGCAUGUGUUAUUGCUAGUAUCUCCUUAGGAGUCUCAAGAGAAUUCCGGUUAGCAAAACGAUGGUCUCCUGCUGCCAAACGUGAGCAGAAACAGUCUGCCAGUUCGAACAAAGUAGAGUACGACGACUGUAAAUACUCGAUCCAUGUCAGCCAUAACAGCAUGGUAAUUAUGCACGCUGGAUGUCAAGAAGCUUAUAAACAUUGUGUGAUGCCAAGCAAAAAACCGUUAAGCCCACAUCCCAUAGCAGGUCUCAAGCGAAUCAAUCUCACCUACAGGAUGUACCGUCCAGAAUAUGUCACCGAGAAGCUUCCUCUCUGCACCUGCGAAAAGCCCAUGAUUCUCCGCACCGCUAAAACAGAAUGGGCCCCUGGCGCCAAAAUGCCCACCUACAAAUACGUCUGGCAGUGUGCCGCUGAGUACGCCACGAACAAGGGCUGUGGAAAGAUAGUGUACCUCGACUGGGAACCCUAG
Molecule: messenger RNA, 1605 nt
Organism: Sugiyamaella lignohabitans
Lineage: Eukaryota; Fungi; Ascomycota; Dipodascomycetes; Dipodascales; Trichomonascaceae
Exons: 1
Coding region: 1-1605 (534 amino acids)
Biological process (GO): DNA repair; DNA alkylation repair
Cellular component (GO): nucleus
Molecular function (GO): dioxygenase activity
Source: RefSeq, a predicted model, not a curated record